This is a messenger RNA of Oreochromis aureus, 1332 nucleotides long. RefSeq names its product C3a anaphylatoxin chemotactic receptor-like. Gene Ontology annotation, cellular component: plasma membrane. Gene Ontology annotation, biological process: complement receptor mediated signaling pathway; phospholipase C-activating G protein-coupled receptor signaling pathway; inflammatory response. Lineage: Eukaryota; Metazoa; Chordata; Actinopteri; Cichliformes; Cichlidae. The transcript is spliced from 2 exons. Gene Ontology annotation, molecular function: complement receptor activity; G protein-coupled receptor activity. Bases 206 to 1252 code for a protein of 348 amino acids. The record is from RefSeq and is a predicted model, not a curated record.
CCCAUACGGUAGCCACUCGAAAACACAGAUGAUCUCAUUUUGGUUUCAGACUUCUUCUGAAAGCCAAAUUCAGCAGGUUUUUUUUCUCAGAAUGGGUUGAACAUACCUCCUUUAUAUUAAUGUGUCAAAGUUUGAUCAGUGACUCUUCUGGAGUGGAUUCAUCAACAACCAACAACAGAGCUUUACUAAAGGUCCCAAGGCAGUGAUGGAGAUGACCACUAGAUCUUUUCAUCAACUCAACACAACCACUGCACCUGUUUACCAGUACGCUGAGUUGAGACAUUCUCUCAACACUAUGUGUGCCAUUUUUCUCUCCCUGGUCUCUGUCCUCGGUGUGCUCGGGAAUGGAGUUGUUAUCUGGGUGGCUGGGUUCAAGAUGAAGAAAACUGUUAAAGCAGUUUGGUUUCUCAACCUUGCUGUGGCCGACUUCUUCUUUUGUGCACUUCUUCCCAUUACCGUGACAUCCCUGUUACUGUCUCAUUGGUCUUUUGGCCAAGUCAUGUGCAAGCUAAACACCACUUUAGGCUUUCUAAACUUAUCUGUUAGUGUCAGCUUUCUGGUGGUGAUCAGUGUGGACAGGUGUGUUUCUGUGGUGUGGCCGGUCUUGGCUCACAACCACCGAAAUGUACGUAAGGCAUCCUAUGUGAGUCUGUGUGUUUGGAUGGUGAAUCUGAUAUUCAGCAUUCCAUGGUUUUUCUUUAUGGAAACAAAGGAAAUGAAUGACACUAAAGCCAAAACCAUCUGCUUGCACAAGUUUGACCUUCAUGAUGACUUUAAACCAUCAUCUUUCAUUCAGCUGGCAUUAGUCUCCCGCUUUCUCCUGGGAUUUGCAGUCCCCUUCUCUGCCAUCGUCUCCUGUUAUGCCGUCACAAUCCAUCGUCUGAGAAGAAGCAGCACUCUGGCAAGGAAAUCAAGUCACACUUUUAAGAUCAUCACUGCCAUAAUCAUUGCUUUCUUUCUGUGCUGGGCUCCCAUUCACAUUAUGGGUCUAAUUGAACUUGAGAAACACAGAUCUGCUGCUACAAGUGGAACAUUAGAGCAUGUCCUGGCUAUCGGGAUCCCUAUCACCAUCUGUUUGGCUUGUCUCAACAGCUGCCUGAAUCCACUGCUGUAUGUGUUCAUGGGCCAGGAUUUUAAGAAUCAAGUCCACAAAUCUAUCCACAACAUCUUGGAGACUGCCUUCCAGGAAGAAGUUCCUCCAAAUGCAACCACUCAGAACAAUAAGAAGUCAGUGUCUGUCACACAGUUGUAAUGUGAUUAAAGAGAUAAAUACAUUGUACUGUACAUAGUGACUUUAACUGUGUCUAACAAAUAAACUUUUCUUUAAAUUCA